Molecule: messenger RNA, 1103 nt
Organism: Metschnikowia bicuspidata var. bicuspidata NRRL YB-4993
Lineage: Eukaryota; Fungi; Ascomycota; Pichiomycetes; Serinales; Metschnikowiaceae
Exons: 1
Coding region: 138-866 (242 amino acids)
Source: RefSeq, a predicted model, not a curated record
UUUUUCUUGGCACUAAAGAAGAAGCUGACAUGCAUGACAUGGGUUGCAAUCAAUAGCGGACUAUAUUAAGGUGUAAUUCCUGCUCCCAUCUAUCUUUUCUUCCAUUCCUCCAUAGAGUAUAUCAUUCCACACUACAAAUGCUUGCUUUCACUGCCUUAUUGUCUCUCGCUACUUACGUCUUUGCUGACAUAACAUUUUCUCUCACUGCUAAGGGUGACAACAUCAACUCCAAUGUUGGUAUUGAUGGCUCCUACUUGGCCUUGAACAACCAGGCUGCCACCUUCAUUUUGCAAACUCCAUCUGGCUACCUCACAGCCAAUGGAGAAGAUGUUGUUCUCACACCAAAAGGUAUCAUGCUUGGUAGUGAAGACAACCGUUCCAAGGAUUUUGGUAUUGAGAAUGGCAUGCUUAGAAGCGGUGAUACCAACGAUAUGUUCGACUUCUACAGGUGCCCAGAUGGAACCCUUGCCAACUUCCACUGUACCGAUGGUGUUGCCGUCACUUUGUACACUGGUGAUGUGACGGAAUCCACUUCUACCGCUGUUGAGGAAUCUACCUCCACCGCUGCUGAGGAAUCUACCUCCACUGUUCCUACUCAAGAAACUUCUUCCUCUAGUGAGGAGGCUUCCUGGUCCUCCACGCAAGCCUGGUCUUCGACUGAGGCGGCCACCACUUCCUCCGUGACCCAAAUGCCAUCCUACAACAGCACCGUCACUGACACCCACUCGACUUUGGUCACCAUCACCUCUUGUCUGGACAAUGCCUGCUCCCUGGCUUCUGCGAGUGCCUCCACUUUCGAGGGUGGUGCUGCUCAAGCUAAGUACGCAGCUGGGGCCGUUGCUCUUGCCGGUGCCUUGUUGUUGUAAGGAGCUACUCAAGGCUGCUUUUGAAAGGCAAUAGACAACUGAUAUGCGCUUGACGCUUAUAUAUUGUUAAAAUGAAAAGAAUCCGUCUCUCCUGUUUUGAAACUGCAUUGGCACCUGUAGAGAAAAAGUUUAGGGCUGAGAACCCAUGGAACCUCGCGCAUGAAUGGUGUCCGCUGUCAGGGUGGGGAUCCAUCUUGUGAUUGAGUCGUACAGCAGUGUCUCUAGAUUCACCGACGC